Messenger RNA from Cornus florida, 1111 nucleotides. Its product is annotated as probable carboxylesterase 2. The transcript has a single exon. Gene Ontology annotation, molecular function: hydrolase activity. The record is from RefSeq and is a predicted model, not a curated record. Lineage: Eukaryota; Viridiplantae; Streptophyta; Magnoliopsida; Cornales; Cornaceae. The coding region runs from base 58 to 1035 and encodes 325 amino acids.
GGACCAAUAAACAUUUCUAACAAACCUCUACCAUUGAUUUCUCACCUUUCUUUCUCCAUGGACUCAGACAAGAAUGAAGUAGCCUGCGAGCUCCUCCCGCUUCUCCGAGUAUACAAAGAUGGCCGUGUCGAAAGGCUUAUGGGCACCACAUAUUCUCCGGCAUCCACCGAUCCUAUAACCGGCGUUUCCUCAAAAGACCUAACAAUCGUCCCGGAGACCGGUGUCUCUGUUCGCCUCUACCUCCCUAACCUCACCACCACCACCACCAACCAAAAGCUCCCUGUCCUAAUAUACUUCCACGGCGGCGGUUUCUGCUUGUCCAAACCCUCCACUACCCACUACCACAUCUACCUCAACAAGCUCGUGGCCGAAGCUCAGGUGGUGGCAGUUUCAGUGGACUACAGAAGGCCACCUGAAGACCCUCUUCCCACUGCAUAUGAGGACUCAUGGGCUGCACUACAGUGGGUGGUUUCCCACCGGGACGGUGACGGACCGGAGGAUUGGUUGAACCACCAUGCAGACUUGGGAAGACUUUUCUUAGCCGGUGUGAGUGCCGGUGCGAACAUAGCUCAUAAUGUGGCAAUGAUGGCCGGAGGUGCCGGGUCCGGGUUGAAUGCCGGAAUUCUUGGUAUGGCGUUGGUUCAUCCUUACUUCUGGGGGUCGGAUCGUAUCGGGUCGGAGGCAUUGCAUCCGGCUAAAGAUGCAACGUCUCGGUUGUGGCCAUUCGUGUGCCCAUCAUCACCAGAUAACGAUGACCCGCGGAAUAACCCGGUGGCGGAAGGUGCCCCGAGCUUGAUGGGGUUGGAGUGUAGGAGGGUGCUGGUGUGUGUGGCUGAGAAGGAUUUGUUGAGGGAUAGAGGAUGGGUGUAUUAUGAGGUGUUGGGUCGGAGCGGGUGGAUGGGUGUGGUUGAGAUCCAAGAGACAAAAGGAGAGGACCAUGCAUUUCAUCUGCACAAUUUGGAGUGUGAGAAAACAGCAGAGUUAAUCAGACGGUUAGCAGCAUUCUUCAACAGGGACAUGCCUCGUUUGCUUUGAUAUCCAUGCACUUCAAUGUAAUAUCACAAUUUUUUUUUUUGAAAAUGUAAUUAAUAUACCACGUUCAUUUUCUUGA